CAUUCACAUACUUUUUAGCAGAAGGAUGAGGCGUUCAGGGAGCAGCUAACGUUAAGGCUAACGCUUUAAAUGAACUGCGACCAGUCAUGUGCGUAUAUUAGACACGUUAAAACAUUUACCUGUGCAAUAGUGGACUUUAAAUGGAGGCGGAACUAACAGACACUGGAACGGCACCACUAUUCUUUCAACCAUAUAGAAAUCCGGACAUUUUAAUUAAGUGAAACAAUGGCAAGUUGACUUAAGUUGAAACUUAAAUCAAAACAAGUAUAAAGAGGCAACAAUCGCGCAGAGUCGAUAUUGGACUAUAAUGUUGCUCCGAUUCUGUUUAUGGUCCCUUUUGGGUCUGGUUGUGUUCCGACCAGAACUUCCGCAGGUUCGGGCCGACUCGGCAACACUUAGCGCUGCAAAGACCCUUGUAUGGGGGCCCGGGUUAGAGCCAAAUAUUGUCCUUCCAGCCCGUUAUUUCUUCAUCCAGGCAGUGGACAACUCAGGGAGAAAUCUAACAACUUCACCAGGGGAGAAAACUUUCGAGGUGAAGAUCACGUCUCCAUUGGAGCAUUUCACCAGGAUCUGGAUUCAAGUUCUGGAUCGUCAGGAUGGCUCUUUCCUGGUUCGCUACAGAAUGUACGCAAGCUACACCGACCUCCACAUCCAAGUUUUGCUCGUGGACCAACAUGUGGCCAAGUCCCCUUACAUCCUCAAAGGACCGGUGUACCACGAGGGCUGUGACUGUCCACAACUAGACGACUCUGUUUGGCUGUCCCAUAUGGGCUGUCCUCACUCCUUUCCCCAGAUAAAGAACGACCUGUCCCAAUUCCUCAGCGUCGACCCAGAUCGUAACGCUCAGGAGAUUCCGCAGCGCUUCGGGCAGCGACAAAGCCUCUGCCACUACACCAUCAAAGAUAACAAGGUCUACGUGAAAACACUUGGUGAGCACGUCGGUUUCCGAAUCUUUAUGGAUGCCAUCCUCCUGUCACUGAGUAGAAAGGUAAAGAUACCCGACUUGGAGUUUUUUGUUAACCUGGGUGACUGGCCGCUCGAGAAGAGGAAAGCCACUCAGAACACUCAUCCGAUCUUCUCCUGGUGUGGCUCAAACAACACCAGAGAUAUUGUCAUGCCCACAUACGACCUGACUGAGUCUGUCCUCGAGACCAUGGGCAGAGUCAGCUUGGACAUGAUGUCGGUGCAGUCAAGUACGGGCCCGCCGUGGGCCAAGAAGAACGCCACGGCCUUCUGGAGGGGGCGGGACAGCCGUCAGGAGCGUCUGGAGCUCGUCAAGCUGUCCAGGAGCCACCCGCACGUGAUCGAUGCUGCCUUCACUAACUUCUUCUUCUUCAAGCACGACGAGAGCUUAUACGGCCCGCUGGUCAAGCAUGUCUCCUUCUUUGACUUCUUCAAGUACAAGUACCAAAUAAACAUUGAUGGCACCGUGGCCGCAUAUCGCUUGCCUUACCUUCUGGCCGGAGACAGCGUGGUGUUCAAGCAGGAGUCCGGCUACUACGAGCAUUUCUACAACGAGCUCGUGCCGUGGGAACAUUACAUCCCGGUCAGGGCGGAUCUCCGGGAUCUGCUGGAAAAGAUCCAGUGGGCUCGAGACCAUGACGAGGAGGUCAAGAAAAUUGCUCUUGCAGGCCAACAGUUUGCACGCCAACGACUUACGGGAGAAAACAUAUUUUGUUAUUAUUACCAACUUUUCAAGGAAUACGCUCAACUCCAGGUGAGUGAACCCAAGAUACGUGAGGGCAUGGAGCUGGUAGAACAUCCCACUGACGACCUGUUUCCAUGUUCCUGCCUACGAACGCAGGUGAAAGAUGAACUUUGAUAGACUUCAAAGAAGACUGACAGCCUUUUUUUUUGUUCUUGACACUUUAUUGCCAAAUUCUGAAUGUAAUGUUUCAUUGGGGCCAUCAUUUCUGUACUUCUAAUACCAUGACUUGAAUAUUGAAUGAUUUUUUAAAUAAAUAUUUUUCUUUUACU
Messenger RNA from Syngnathus acus (greater pipefish), 1977 nucleotides. It is a transcript of the gene poglut2, whose product is annotated as protein O-glucosyltransferase 2. Bases 308 to 1822 code for a protein of 504 amino acids. The record is from RefSeq and is a predicted model, not a curated record. Gene Ontology annotation, cellular component: endomembrane system. Lineage: Eukaryota; Metazoa; Chordata; Actinopteri; Syngnathiformes; Syngnathidae. Gene Ontology annotation, molecular function: protein binding; glucosyltransferase activity. The transcript is spliced from 10 exons.